AUGUGCACUGAUGAGGCUACACUGAUGAGCACUGAUAUGCUGCACUGAUGGGCACUGAUUGCCAUGACUGAACACGCACACCAGGGGCAGACUGACAACUCAUGGGGCCCACGGGCAAUAGGGGAUCAUGGGGCCCCUGUGUCCUCACCAACACCCAAAAAAGCCUAUGAAAAAGCCAAUGAAAGGUACCAGGGGCAUCUCAUGGGGCCCCCUACUGACUCUGGGCCCCUCGGGCAGUGCCCGAGUGUUCGAAUGGUCAGUCCGCCCCUG
Molecule: messenger RNA, 270 nt
Organism: Staurois parvus
Lineage: Eukaryota; Metazoa; Chordata; Amphibia; Anura; Ranidae
Source: the annotation of a GenBank genome assembly